AUGGGAAGUAAUUGUGUAUGUGGGCAAAGGCAAACAAUCUUAGCAACAUCAAUUGUAAACAUAAAUCAGCCAAUUCAAACACACGAAGUUUACUUGACUAAGCAAACAUCAUCAUCUCAACUAAAUAUCACUUCACUCCCCAAGCGAGGCAAUACUUUCAAGGUAAAACACAAAGCGCCAGUUAUCGAUGAAAGACGCCGCCGAAGUGACGAAGUAAAAGAGCCUUCAUCUGCCUCUGUCUCUGACAAAAUAAAAACCGAAGCCGACAAGAAAAUGAUUCGUGAUGCCCUAACUCCCCCUUCUCCGUGAGUGAGCAAAACCAUUAGAAAAAUUGCUAUUUUUUGACCAAAAACCCACCCUCCGUGAGUGAACAAAAAUUUUUUUUAAUACAAAAAUUUUUAUGGAAAAAAAAAUGUUGAUAUAUAAGUGAUAAUCAUUAUAAUGAAAUCUCGAGCUAAUUCUGCUUAAUAAUUUAAACAAAUUGCUUUUUAAAACAUAAAUUUUAUAAAUUUAAUUAAUAUUUGCUUUCAAAUUUUUGCAAAUUAGGAUUUUUUUAAAAUUAAAAAAAAAAAAUUCUAUAAAAAAUUUCUUUAAAAAAAAAAAAUUAACCCCCUCCAUGAGUGAACAAAAUUAUUUUGUUCACUCACGGAGGGGGGGAGUAAGCAAUCAUUUUAUAUUGAAAAAUCUUGAUGAGGAUUCUUUAAGACUCGUAAUCGAGCAUAUGCGAUUUUAUACUAUAAACCCUCGAGAAAUAAUUUUUACACAAGGUGAGCCUGGGUUUAUUUUUUACGUUUUGUGUACAGGAAGGGUCGAACUGAUAAUAAACGGAGCAUAAAUAAAAUGGCAUUCGGUUCGAGAGAAAUUAGCUUUGCUAAUUUUCUCUCCCUCAUGGAAUUUUAUUUAUAGGGUUAGGUUUUCACUCGAGAACUUCUGGACAGCAAUAGCGGCUUAUUUCUGGGGAUAACCAGAGGAACUGCUCCUCAGUCCUCUCAAAAUUUCGGGCUUUUACCUCUCAGUACAUCCCCAUGGGAGGAUGACCCUUAGGCGGAACACGCGCAGGAGCUGAGUCGAGACAAGGGUGACGGCAUCGCACCGGGUGAGACGUGCAGCAAGGCUCGUGAAGCAGGAGUUGAUAGAAGGCUUGGCCAGGGCUGACCUGUUCCAAGAUGGCUCGCCUACGUCACUAGUUUUGCCAUAGGGUCCUUUUGGGCUGCGGCACUAGACACCUUAAACACCAGAUAAUUUAAGUAAAGUAAGUAAGAUAAUAAACGGAGCAAGAAAAGCUGUAAUUAACGCAGGCUCAGGAUUUGGGGAAUUAGCACUAUUAGAUGAUAGACCUAGGUCUGGGACCAUAAAAACGUUGGAAAGAUGCACAUUGUGAGGGGUUGAUAGAACUACGUUUAAAGAAGCCAUAAAAAUCGUGAAUGCUCUGAAUUUGGAAGAAAAUAAAAAUUUCCUUGACAGUGUACCGCUGUUAAAUCAGCUUACAUCUGAGCAAAAAGACGGGCUUUUAGCUAGUUUGGUAACAGAAAAAUGAAGCAGCGGGCAAAGCAUAGUAAAAGAAGGAGACACAGGGGAUCAUUUUUAUAUUAUAAAGGAAGGCUGUGUGUCAUGCAGUCAAAAGGAAACAGAAAUUAGGCAGAUGUUUAAAGGCGAUUUCUUUGGGGAGCAAGCACUGCUGUACAAUUCGCCAAGAACAGCCACAAUCACAGCUAUCAGUGAAGUAAAAGUUGUAUCUAUAGGAAGGCACGCCCUUAUGGACGUUCUUGGUAGUAAUUUACAACAAAUUUUGUAUAAAAACACACAAAUGAUUGCUAUGGAUAAAUCCCCGAAUUUAAAAAACUUUUCAAAGGAGCAAAAAGGGAAAAUUAUAAAUAUUAUGCGAAUUCAGAAUUUUUCUUCAGGAGAAGUCAUUAUACCCAGAGGGGCGAAUAAAGGAGCAUUUCUAUGAAUAAUCUUAAGAGGAAGCGUCAGAGGCCUUAAAGAAAAAUUGAAUAUUCUUACAUGCAUUGGCGACGAUUUCUUGGUGAAUCCUACUGAGGAAAAAUAUGAAAUUGAUUAUAUAGCUGAAACUGAUGUAGAUAUCGCGGAAAUAAGCAAAGAAGAAAUAGAAAAUUGCGUAGGCGGAAAUAUUGCUGAAAUUCAUGCGAGAAACGAAGCUUUGGCUGUAAUAAAAAGAGUGCAGCUACUAAAAGGACUGACUGAAGAUAAAUAUAAAGAGCUUAUAAGGAUGCUGAAAAUUGUUGAGUUUAAUGAUAAGGAUACAGUUGUGGAGCAAGGGGAGCCUGGAAGUUCGUUUUUCAUAAUAAAAUGCGGAAGGGUCGAUGUGAUAAGAAAUGGUGAAAAAUUGAGAUCGAUCACUAAGCAUGAUUAUUUUGGAGAAAGGUCAAUAUUAUUUAACGACACAAGAAGCGCAACAGUAAAAGCUGAUGGAAGUGUAACUUGCUGGAUGCUAGAAAAAAAUGAUUUUUUAGAAAUAAUUGAUGAAGGAAUACAACAAAUGCUCUUAAGCAGAAUUGAGCUUCAAGAUGACACAAUAGAACUUACUACCCCCCUCCGUGAGUGAACAAAAAAAAUUUGUUCACUACAGAGGGGGGUUAAUUUUUUUUUUUUUAAAUUAUAAAAAAUAUUUUUUUUUCGAAAUUUAAAAAAAAUCCUAAUUCACAAAAAUUGGAAAGCAAAUAUUAAUUUAAUUUAUAAAAUUUAUGUUUAAAAAGCAAUUCGUUUAAAAUUAAACAGAAUUAGCUCUAGAUUUCGUUAUAUAAUAAACAUCAUUUAUAUAUUCCCAUAAAAAAAAUUUUCUAUUAAAAAAAUUUUUGUUCACUCACGGAAGGUGGGUUUUUGGGGCAAAAAAUAGGGAUUUUCCUAAUGGUUUGUUCACUCACGGAGGGGGGGAGUUAGUGAACUUGUUCCUAUAAAACUAAUAGGAAAAGGAGUUCUUGGUAGCGUAUUUUUAACAUGUCACAGAACAAAAAAUACGUUAUAUGCCCUAAAAACAGUAACUCGUGAAAAGAUUUCUUAUUACGGGGUUUAUGACUCCAUUGUCCUCGAGCGUACAAUCAUGAUGCAGCUUGAUCACAUAAUGAUCAUGAAAUUAAUAAAAACUUUUAAAGACCAGCACCGUAUUUAUUUUCUGGAGGAAUAUGUUAAAGGCCAAGAUCUAUUCGAUGUCUUACGACAUAUAGGGAUAUUGUCAGACGCUGAUGCAAAAUUUUAUACUGCAUCGCUGGUUUUAAUAAUCGAGCAUCUUCAUGAGCGCGAUAUUAUUUAUCGUGAUUUUAAGCCAGAAAAUAUUAUGAUAGAUGAUAUAGGGUACACAAAAUUAAUUGACUUUGGGACUAGCCGCAUUUUGAAAGGAAGAUCAUAUACAACUGUAGGGACUCCUCACUAUAUGGCCCCAGAAAUAAUCAAAGGAGUCGGAUAUGGGCUAUCUGUAGACUGGUGAAGUUUGGGAGUGAUGCUCUAUGAAUUUUUAUAUGGGUCCUUACCUUUUGGGGAAGAAGAAAAUGACCCAAUAGCAGUUUUCGAGUGCAUCUUAGAAUACCGAUUAAUUUUUCCUUCCGAAAAUGACCCCAUGUCGCCUUCUCGGCAGCUAAUUCAGCAGCUGCUAAACAAAAACCCAGGCGCAAGAACUGGAGGAAACCUAGGGAAGCUUAAAGAACAUAGGUGAUUUUCAAGUUUUAGCUGAGAUAGCUUAUUACUGAGAAAAAUCAAAAGCCCUUAUGUACCAAAAAUAGAAAUUGAUACCAAUUUAUUAGAAAAAGCGAUUAGGAAAAACAAAACGCUAGAAGCUGCUAUACAAAAAGUUGAAGGCAAAGAUGACUUUAGAAGCAGUGGAAUAAUAAUGAAAGAUACGCCCGCACCUCCUGACUGGGAUAGUGAAUUUUAA
Blepharisma stoltei is the source of this 3889-nucleotide messenger RNA. NCBI's taxonomy places the organism in Eukaryota, Ciliophora, Heterotrichea, Heterotrichida, Blepharismidae. The record is from the annotation of a GenBank genome assembly.